GGGUGUUAGCGUGCGCGACGGGAGCCACACGGUCUCAUUCGCAACCACUUUACAAUAAUCGGGGACGAAAAAAAAGUAUUUUCCUGGAUGGAACCAAAGUGGCGGCAACAAUCUGGAUUACCCGAAGACGACGUUGAAGUUGUGGAUGUCGUUCGCCCCGGUGACCCUUCGUCUCUAGGACUCUCCGGAGGCCGGGGGGGCUUUUAUUUCGUGGAGCAACCGAUGUGAAGAACCCCCCUGGACCCUGCUUCUCCGGGAGGUAGGUACAGAUUCCGGAAGCCAUGAACGACUUCUGCGCUGAGGAGGCCCAGCAGCUGCUCCACAACAAGUUCGUGGUGGUCAUGGGGGACUCCAUCCAGAGGUCCGUUUACAAGGACCUGGUCAAACUCCUUCAAAAUGACAAAUACCUGACAGAGGGGCAACUGAAACGGAAGGGCGAGAAGACUUUUGAAAACGACACUCUGGUAGAAGGUGGGGUUUUGAAAGAGAUGCACAACGGUGUGGAUUACCGCGAAGUGCGCCAGUACCGCAGCGGCCACCACCUCGUGCGUUUCUACUUCUUAACGCGGGUCUAUUCCGCCUACCUGGAGAGCGUCCUGUCGGACUUUCAGGCCGGACCUGCGCCGGACGUGCUCAUCAUCAACUCCUGCUUCUGGGACCUCACCAGGUACAGCUUUUCGCAGAUGGACGAUUAUCUCUCCAACCUGCAGACGCUGUUCAGCCGGCUGAAUGAAGUGCUGAGUGCCGAGUGUCUGGUCCUGUGGAACAUGACCAUGCCGGUGGGCUACAGAGACAGCGAGUUCCCGCAGUAUCUGAAACAUAACCUGCGGUGGAACAUCGUGGAGGGUAACUACUACAGCGCCACUCUGGCCGACGCGUACAAGAUGGACGUGCUGGACAUGCACUACCACUUCCGCCGUGACCUGCAACGCCGCUGCAGGGAUGCCAUCCACUGGGACCAGCUAGCCCAUCGCAAGUACACCCAGAUCCUGCUGGCCCACGUCGCGCAGGCGUGGGGGGUGCAGCCUCCUCAGAGGAAGAGAGCCGCGGUUAAUGGUUAUAACGACCAGACGGUCCCGACUCGUGUGGUCAGAUGGCAAGAAAACGGUGGCUGUCCUGACCUACAGCACAGAUUCCAGGAGAGGGCCGUCUGGGGGCCGGAUCCCAGCGGCUUCGGGCUUCCCUCGUGUGCAGCGGGUGCGUACGGCGCGUUUUUCGUGGUCGUAGGAGACGCGUUCCUCUUAAACGUCUCUAACGUAAGAACCCCAAUGUUUGGUUGCGAAAAUGUUCUCGGUCUCUCUGCAGACGAGCCGCCGCGCUUUGUGUUGCCCUCCCCGGGAUACACCAGCUUCGACGUGAACCACAACGCCUUCCAAGCUAUCCCACCCCAGCCGGGGGUCUACUGCCAGGGGUACACGGGCUUUGAGGAAAAGCACGGAGGCAGACUUGAUGACUCCUUUGUUUCUGACAGUCCUCUGCUGGUCGCUGGAAUCAUGCCGGGCUACUUAAGCUUUGAUGGAAACCGCCCUAAUAACAAAGCUCGUCACAGGGGCAGCCACCCUUUCAGCGCCAUGAACAUGGCCAUGAAUGUCGUUCCCAACCCCAACUUCCAAAACACGAGCUUCGGCAGCUUCCCCCCCCACCUGCCGCACGCGCCGCUCGGCUUCAGACCCCACCGGUUCACCAUGAAGCGCCAAGUCAGGCCAGACAGCGGCUGGUUCAAUCCCUAUCACCGGCCUCCCCUCCCCCCAACGUGGAUAUACUGAAGACCCCCUGGGAAUGCUGCAGUUGGCCGGACCCCCCCCCCCAGGAUGUCUCGUUAAGUUGUUUCUCCAAGUUCUACC
Spea bombifrons (plains spadefoot toad) is the source of this 1844-nucleotide messenger RNA. RefSeq names its product PC-esterase domain-containing protein 1A-like. The record is from RefSeq and is a predicted model, not a curated record. NCBI's taxonomy places the organism in Eukaryota, Metazoa, Chordata, Amphibia, Anura, Pelobatidae.